AUGCCUAGUAACUAUUCUGAGAAAAUUAGAAAGGUUUCGAAGAAUUUGAAUCUGCAUUUUGAGCGAUUGGUGACGGUGGGCCUGGGGAAAGAGCUACUGAGAUUGACCUCGUUGCAGUCUCCAAUCGAAGUUGGCACCUGGGGCAAAGAAAAAAAGAGAAUGAAAGAAAAGGAAGUUGGAGAUGACGGCAAGAGAGAAGAGAACCCACCCGUGCAAGUCGAAGCACCUAGUAGCUCGAUGAUAAACUUGGCUCGGUUUAGGCAGAUCAAGCAGAAACUAACUAGCUUCAAAAUAAAGCCCAUAAGAAGAAAUGUGCCUCCAGCACUCAUGAUGAGGUCAAGAACUUCUACUAAGUUGAAGCUAAGGUACGUCGCAGAGCACAUGACUGACAGCGACAUUAGCAAUGUGGUCGUAAGAAGUGGUGCCAACCAAAAGAUGAUGGAAGACCCCUUUGGUGGACCUCCAAGUGACCGUGACCCGCUAAAAUAG
Molecule: messenger RNA, 489 nt
Organism: Dujonia railenensis
Lineage: Eukaryota; Fungi; Ascomycota; Pichiomycetes; Serinales; Debaryomycetaceae
Source: the annotation of a GenBank genome assembly